AUGAACCUUCCUAGCUCUCACAUUCCGAAUCGGCAGGGCAGCCGCAGAGGCAGCGGCAGCGGCGUCAUGUCUCUGAUCCCGACUCGCGAUCUUCGCUGCACCUCACCUUCCCAGAAAGCUGCCGCUGCCGCUGCCACUGUCACCACCACUCCCUCCACUACUCCCUCCAAAUCCAAACGAGUGCGGACAGGUUGUCUAACAUGCAGAAAACGCCAUCUUAAAUGCGACGAGGCGUUCCCUGACUGUCUACAUUGUCUCAAAAGCAACAGACAAUGCAAGCGCGGGCUGCGAGUCAACUUCAUAGACUUACAGGUCGGCCAACCGCCGCCUUCGCUUCCCCGAUCCGCUGACUGGUCCGUGCGUUUCCGCGACGAAUCUAGGCAUAUCGCCUCGGGUUACGUGGGUGGUCUGAGGAGGUAUGCUCACCUACCACCCGAUCCAGAUGCUUCGACAUCUCGUGGUCGACAGGUCAACGCCAGUCCCGGACAGCAGCAGCAGCAGCAGCAGCAGCAACAUCAACAUCACCCCUCCUCAUACCUCAACACACAGUAUAACCACCAACCCGCGGAUUCCAACCCUUCACCGGACUCCACUGCCAACAACUUUCCUCUCAUGCCUUCACUUCCACUUCCAGCCAUUACUCCCAUGCACGGCUACUCGUCUCAGAUGUUCACUUCCGAGCCGCGUUGUCCUCCCCCCCAGAACGAGCCUUCGUUUCCCACACCGCAGCCCUCAUCUCACACGGGGCCCUACGGUUACCCCCUGCAAGACCACCAGUUCACUGCCUUCCCACAGGAGGCCGCCUCAAUAUCACAACAACCACAACAACAUGCUCAUCGAAGUAGCGGCCCCUCGAACCCUGCCUCCAUAGCACCCCCGCUGUCAACUGGACAGCCUCCAACGUUCAGAGGCAGAGGGGUCGUCCAGCGUCACGGCCACGUCGCCGGGGACGGCAUGAUGACUCCCCCCGCCAGCGAAAAGGCCGUGGCCGGUGAGCGGGACCACCUCAACUCGGCCGACGAGAUGCUUUACAUGCAAAUCUUCGUCCAAGAAGUAGCCGUGUGGAUGGACGCCCUCGACAAGGGGAAGCACUUCAGCCGCCUGAUCCCUUACCUCUCGCUCAAAUCACCCAUGCUCCUCAACGCCCUGCUGGCCUGCGGCGUCAAGCACCUGGCGCUUACCCACCCAGACGUCCAGCACGACAAGGUCUUGCACUACUACUACGACACCGCCACCACCCAGCUGCUCCGCAGCCUGCAGAACCCGGACCGGAACACGGCCGAAUGCGCCACCACCGCCGUCGUGCUCAAUGCCUACGAGAUCAUGUCCGAGAAACCGGGCCAGGCUGUUUGUAUGAACCACAUCACCGGCGCCCGCGCUCUCAUACGGGAAUGCGGCUGGGACGCACGCUCGACCGGGAUGGGCGCCGCCUGCUUUUGGCUCGACGUCGGCAUGGAAGUCCUCAGCUGCCUGGCCUUUGAUUGGCAGACCUCAUGGGACCCAGACCACUGGGGUCUCGACGUGGAUGUGGGUGUGGAUUUCUCUGCCUUCCCGGACACACAACGCGAGCUUAAUGGCGCGGUGGCGGCGACAGCGGAAACGGGGGCGUCCGGGCAAGAGGAGGAAUGGGCCCAACGCAUCUUCUACAUCGUCGCCAAGGUCGCCAACUUCCGGGCUGCCACGCCCAAGUUCCCCGAAGGGAAUCCGCAUGAUGAGCAGGUCCGUGUCACCAACAGACUCCGUCAGUGGCAUGAGCUCAAGAGACUGUGCGAUAGGUGGAACACCAGCUGCCCUCGCACCAUGCGCCCGUUUGGCUAUCUCUACCCGUCGCAGUCCGAGCCUAGAUCAUCCUUCCCCCAUAUCUGGCUGAUAAACCCCGUCGCCGUCAUUGGCCGCCUCGUUUACCACACCGCCCAGUGUCUUCUGGCCCGGACGAACCCCGUGGAACCGGCCAGAGCGUCUGAGGAGAUGCGUGUACUGCAGCUCCACCAUGCCCAACAGGUGUGUGGGCUCGCGGCACACUGCCAGGACCGGGGCGUAGCGUCUGUGGCCACCCGGUGCAUGGCCGUGGCCGGACCCGUGUUGACAAACCCACGGGAGCAAGAAGAGGUCAUUGACAUUCUGGAACGAAUUCACAAGGCGAGCGGCUGGGACCCGGGGACCGUCACGGCCGAACUCGAGCGGGUAUGGGGGUGGACUGCAACUGCGACGACGACGACGGCGGCGGCGGCGACGAGGGCAAGGACGACAGCAGCAGACCCCAUAAUCGACCGCGGACUGGGAGGACCGAACCAACCGUGUCAGAACUGGUAUGGGCCGCCGAAUCGCCCCAACCCGUUUUCCUCGCAGGAUAUUCUUUGA
This is a messenger RNA of Sodiomyces alkalinus F11, 2361 nucleotides long. RefSeq lists its product as hypothetical. The coding region runs from base 1 to 2361 and encodes 786 amino acids. Gene Ontology annotation, biological process: positive regulation of transcription by RNA polymerase II. The record is from RefSeq and is a predicted model, not a curated record. Gene Ontology annotation, molecular function: DNA-binding transcription factor activity, RNA polymerase II-specific; zinc ion binding; transcription cis-regulatory region binding. Gene Ontology annotation, cellular component: nucleus. Lineage: Eukaryota; Fungi; Ascomycota; Sordariomycetes; Glomerellales; Plectosphaerellaceae. The transcript is spliced from 3 exons.